Molecule: messenger RNA, 1060 nt
Organism: Cyprinodon variegatus (sheepshead minnow)
Lineage: Eukaryota; Metazoa; Chordata; Actinopteri; Cyprinodontiformes; Cyprinodontidae
Gene: dnase1
Product: deoxyribonuclease I
Exons: 9
Coding region: 32-985 (317 amino acids)
Biological process (GO): DNA catabolic process
Cellular component (GO): nucleus
Molecular function (GO): DNA nuclease activity
Source: RefSeq, a predicted model, not a curated record
UCAGCAGGUAAACACAAAACCCUGACAGGGGAUGUUAUCAGCGGCUGGACUCUGGGUUUAUAUAAACGCUCCUGGGACUGAUACAAGCCAGGCUUUGUUAACAGGCUUUCCUCUUCCACUUGCUGAGCAGAUCUAUCCUCUUUGGUCCAGGAUGCGGCUGCUGUGCUCUGUGGUGUUCUUUGUGGCUCUGCUGCAUCUGUCCUCCUCCCUCCUGCUGGGGGCCUUCAACAUCAAAGCAUUUGGGGACACAAAAGCCUCCGACUCGAAUCUGAUGAACAUCAUUACCAAGAUUGUCCGUCGCUAUGACAUCAUUCUGAUCCAGGAGGUCAGAGACAGCGACCUUUCAGCAACCAAAAAAUUAAUGGACUAUGUCAACAAAGCUUCUUCUGAUUACCGCUACAUUGUGAGUGAGCCUCUGGGUCGCAGCACCUACACAGAGAGAUACCUCUUCCUUUACAGGCAUGCAAGUGUGUCGGUGGUUAAAAGCUACACCUAUGAUGAUGGCUGUGAGUCCUGUGGGACAGAUGCUUUCAUCAGGGAACCUUUUGUUGUCCAGUUCUCAUCCAAAUAUACCGCCUCUAGCAGCUUCACUCUGAUCCCCCAGCAUACCUCUCCAGACUCGGCUGUGAAGGAGAUCAAUUCUCUCUACGACGUAGUGGUCGAUGUCCGCAAUCGGUGGAACACCAAUAACAUUGUGCUGCUGGGGGAUUUCAACGCAGGCUGUAGUUACGUGACGACCUCCGAGUGGCAACAGAUCCGGCUCUUCACAGACAAGACCUUCCACUGGUUGAUCCCAGAUACGGCUGACACCACCGUCGGCCAGUCUUUCUGCCCUUAUGAUAGGAUUGUGGUCACGACUGACAUGAAUAAGGGAGUGGUACAGGGCAGCGCAAGAGUUUAUAACUUCAUGGCUGACAUGAAUCUCAGUAGCAGUGGGGCACUGGAUGUUAGUGACCAUUUCCCAGUGGAGGUGAAGCUGGCCUGAGAUGUCUUGCUGCCUGAAUCAUGACUCACAGCUGAGAAGAGACUCAACAAUCAUGGACUCAUGAAAUUAAAUACU